AUGGCAAGUAGCAACAGGGUGACUGAGCCUGAUGGAGGCAAGAGUUCUGGAGUCUUCCUGGCUGUAUUUAGAGGAGAAAAGUCAAAGAAUGAAAUGGCUGGAGAAGAUCAGAGCCCAACCUUUGAGUUCCUGCUCGAAGAGUUCCUGUUGAAUGGAGAACAACAAGAGAUUCUGUUUUUAUUGUUCAAUGCCAUUAUUCUUAUGGGAGAAUUGGGUCCAAUAUUCCAGCUAGGCCAGUAUAUUCCCUGUGUUCAGCACUGUUUCCUUAGCCCUAGCUUUUAUGUGGAUCUCUGCUAUUUCUCUCAGAUAUUUUGUACUUUGGCACCUAGCUGGACAGCUGUUAACUUUGUCCAUAGGUAUUUCCCAAGUGCUUCCACUCCCACUGAACAGUUUCCCCAGAUAUCGAUGAUCUAUGAUCCUUAUGUAUCUGUCUGUUACCCUCUUUGGUACUAUUCAGUGAUUAUGUCUAAGAGGGCCUGCAGUCACCUGAUAAUGGCCUUUUUUGCCCAUGCUUUUCUCAGCCUUAUGAUAUACACAGUUUCAACUUCUCAGUUAUUUUUCUUUGACUCCAAUAUCCUCCAUGUCUUGUCUUGCCCGGACCCACAGAUACUCACCUUAGCCUCUUUAGACACUUGCCCUCAAGGAAAUCAGCUGUUUGUUAUUGGAACAGAGUUUAACAGCUCUUUCCUGACUGUCCUCAUCUCCUUUGUUUGUAUCCUGGCUGUCUUCUUCAGGAUCCUGUCCUCCAAAAGGAGGUUCAAAGCCUUCUCUAGCUGUGUUUCUCCCCUCUCAGCUGCCUCUUUAUUCUAUGGGAUUUCCUUCUUUGAGCAGGUAACACAGCUCAGUUCAACCUCUACUCUGAAUUAUGAUCAAAUUGAAUGA
This is a messenger RNA of Phascolarctos cinereus (koala), 882 nucleotides long. The record is from RefSeq and is a predicted model, not a curated record. NCBI's taxonomy places the organism in Eukaryota, Metazoa, Chordata, Mammalia, Diprotodontia, Phascolarctidae.